AUGUUUUAUGUUCACAACAUUUUAGUGAUGAAUGUUUUGAUCGAACAUCCCUGGAAACAGUAUUUAGUCGUGAGGACAUUUAACCCAGAUCACACAAAAACUGUAAAGAAUGUGGAUAAAAAUAUAUUUUCAGUUCUUAAAAAUAGUUAUCAAUGUACCCCAGCUGUACCAGGUCCAUCUAAAUAUAGUGAUACCUUGGCGAUGAUUCCCACAUCUAUUCGGUUACGUACUCCUUUACCCUCUCCAGGCAAGUCAUCUACAUGUGAGACAACUGUGGAUACAUCCCGCGAAAGAAUUUUGAAAAGGAAGAUUUGUGAAUUGCAGCAUAAUGAUAUUAUAAAAAACGUUAAAAUUAGAGAAUUGCAAAAGAAAAUUUGGCGACAAAAAAACAAAUUUUAUCUUUAA
Molecule: messenger RNA, 405 nt
Organism: Psylliodes chrysocephalus
Lineage: Eukaryota; Metazoa; Arthropoda; Insecta; Coleoptera; Chrysomelidae
Source: the annotation of a GenBank genome assembly